AUGGCUUCCUUAUCGGCAGCUUGUCCCCACUGGAUGGAAACCACACACGUAGAUUCAAGCCAAAAUCGAGGCUUGAUACCAUCCGUGGUUUUAUUUGCUAUCGAGAAAUUCUUCGCUAUUGCCAGCUUAGCCGCCAUAUUGGCUUGCGCCUGCGCUGACGUCUCUGAGCUAUCUGGUUAUCACUACCACCCGCAUCACUAUAGUGCUCCAUCCCAUUCGUACAUUCCACCGGCAGCUACUGCUCCUGAACCAGUCUUCGCUCCUGCGCCUGCUCCAGCACCAGUUUACCAGCCAGCUCCUGCAGCCGCUGCUCCAGCUCCAGUAUACUACCAACCAGCUCCAGCUGCUUCCCAAAUCUACGAGCAGCCCGCUGAGGAUGGUUACAGAUACCGUACCGUGCGUCGUCGUGUCUACAGACAACGUCGCUUGUAA
Molecule: messenger RNA, 432 nt
Organism: Rhagoletis zephyria (snowberry fruit fly)
Lineage: Eukaryota; Metazoa; Arthropoda; Insecta; Diptera; Tephritidae
Source: RefSeq, a predicted model, not a curated record